CUCAGUGCUUUCAGUGACUUCCUCUGCCGCCGUUCAUCCUGUCCGGGUCUUCCCAUCCUUCCUGAUCGUACCACAUGAACAUGACGGCGGUGAGGAGGAAGAGGAAGCUCUCACGGCAGCUCCCGCUGCCGCGCCUCCUGGCCGUCGCAUUCGCCUUCGCCGGGACCCUCCUCUUCCUCGCCAUAGUGCUCCUCUCCACCUCUCCUCCCUCGCCAUCACCCCACCGCCACAUUGUCGCCACAGGAUUCUCGUCCUCGCGGCGGCCGCCUCCCUGCGGCGCGGUGAGCCUAGGGGAGCUCGGCGACAUGAUGGUGUCCAUGGUCCCCAAGGGCCUCCCCUUCACCGUCUUCGUGCCCUCGACGGAGUCGUUCCUCCGCGUCCUCAAGCUGCGGCCCAACGGCAGCGGUGCCGCCGAGGGGGAGACGGCCAGCGACACCAGCACAUACGCCGUCCUCUCCCGCGUCCUCGGCUUCUCCGCGGUCCCGCGGCGCGUGCUCUCCGCGGACGUGCCUCCGCGCGGGGCGGUGCGACUACUGGACUCCGUGUCCGGGCUGAGGAUCUACGCCUCGAGGGACGCGAGCGGGGCGCUCGUCGUCAACGGCGUGCGGUCGGAGUGCGUGGAUAUCGUCAGGGGCGAGGCCGUGGUGCAUGUCAUGGCGGGCGUCCUCAUGGAUGCCGACUUUGAGCGGUCUUCAUCUCCGGAAUUUGGCGAUUACUCAUGGACCGUUCGCUAUGUAAGACACUUCUGUUCUUGUUUUAUGCAACAAGCUCAAUUGUAG
This is a messenger RNA of Phragmites australis (common reed), 779 nucleotides long. RefSeq lists its product as uncharacterized. Bases 75 to 779 code for a protein of 234 amino acids. The transcript has a single exon. The record is from RefSeq and is a predicted model, not a curated record. NCBI's taxonomy places the organism in Eukaryota, Viridiplantae, Streptophyta, Magnoliopsida, Poales, Poaceae.